AUGCUCGACUCCUUCGAUGUCUACAGCCGUCCCUUGCCGGACCGACGGCACUCGGGUGACCAUGUGCGGUUUCGACCUCCAAUGUCCCGAAACACCAGCUCGACGUCCAUAAAGUCAGAGCCUGGUCUGUCCACAUCGCCCAGCCACGGAGAUCUUCGUGCUGCCCGUUCAGCCAACAAUUCACGUUCCGGGUCCAAGUCUCCAUCGGGACUUGGGUGGUUCUUUGGGAAAAGUAAACCAGACAAACCAGACAAACCCGAGAAGGCACAGAAAAGCGACAAGCCGAAGAAGGAGAGGCGAGGUCGUGACCCAAUUGUCCAAGCGGCCCGUCACGCUGCGGCAGUAAGGGCGAGGAAGGCCGCAGAACAGAACAAUAUGAAUGCAACGAACGGGUCUUGCAGUGUCCCGCGCGUGGUCGGCACUCAAAAGAGCCAUCGUGUGAGCGCCGAGGAACAAGCCAUGAGGCGCCCACACUCAGGACCGCCCACGCUAGCUCCUGUGAAGGACCGGGUUGAUAGCAUGGGCGUGCUGACCCGGAUCAUAAGCGGCGACGAGGCUGACGAACCUGACGAACGGCAGCGCAUGCGUGAAGAAUACAAGCAAAAUAAAUAUUUUGAUUUGGAUAUGCUGCAAGUUGUCGAGAGGGGGCUCGGAAGCAUCAAUAGUUCUGGAACGACCACGCCCGAGGACAGAGAAUUGAUCCAGUCCGAACGAUCAUCGCCGGAACGUACCAACCCGUCACCCGGACCAUUGCCCUCUGUGGCAGAGCAUCCUGUCUCCCCCCAGCAGUACCGCCCUAGACCGUUGAGACGAAACACUCCGAUUGGACUCCGAUGGAAGAAAGACGAGCAUGGAGUUUGGAAGAGAUGA
Capronia coronata CBS 617.96 is the source of this 870-nucleotide messenger RNA. RefSeq lists its product as uncharacterized. NCBI's taxonomy places the organism in Eukaryota, Fungi, Ascomycota, Eurotiomycetes, Chaetothyriales, Herpotrichiellaceae. The transcript has a single exon. The coding region runs from base 1 to 870 and encodes 289 amino acids. The record is from RefSeq and is a predicted model, not a curated record.